AUGAAAGUUGUUUAAGCACUCAAAUCCACAAAGUUUCCUUUUGCUUCAUUUACUAAUAGAGAUGUUAAGUCUGAUUUUCAUCUUCUCAAACCUCACUUUGAAAAUUUAGUUCCAGAUGAGUAUUUAUAGAAAAGAUUAAAAUUAACAUCUAAUAAAAUAAUGAGAAAGAGAAGAAUGAUGAAUUAUCAUAUAGAAUUUGAUAAAAAUGGAAACAUGAUUAGAUUUCAUGAAGAAUACCGUCUUGAUAAUUAUGAUGAAACUAAAUGCUUAUAACAUGCAAAUGUUUAUGAAGAAUUAACUAAAGAAAUGAAACAAGAUUAAAUUUAUAAAGAUUUUCUCUAUAAUACUCUUCAAAUAACUUGGCAACUUAAAUAAUUUUAAAAAGCACAAAUAUCUGUUCAUGCUGUGAGAACUGUAUCUUAAUAUUCUAAAAUAUUAGAUAUCCUAUGUUGAUUAACCUGCUUCACCUACACCAGAAGGUCCAAAUAGAGAUGGAAAUGAUUUAGAAAUUAUAGGUGUAAUCAAUAAAGUCAAUUGUUAAGGAGCAGAAAGUUAAAUUUACAGUUCUGAUAAAUCAAAGUUAUUAUUUGAAAUGAGUCUAGAACCAGGAGAAGGUUAUAUAAUAGAUGAUAAAUCAUUAUGGAAUUAUGCCACAUCUCAUAAACCUAUUGAUGAAUCUUAACUUGGUAUAAGAGACAUUUUAGGAUUUGUGUUGAAAAUUGAUAAUUGA
Molecule: messenger RNA, 730 nt
Organism: Paramecium primaurelia
Lineage: Eukaryota; Ciliophora; Oligohymenophorea; Peniculida; Parameciidae
Source: the annotation of a GenBank genome assembly